Molecule: messenger RNA, 660 nt
Organism: Pleurotus ostreatus (oyster mushroom)
Lineage: Eukaryota; Fungi; Basidiomycota; Agaricomycetes; Agaricales; Pleurotaceae
Exons: 5
Coding region: 1-660 (219 amino acids)
Biological process (GO): translation
Cellular component (GO): large ribosomal subunit
Molecular function (GO): structural constituent of ribosome; RNA binding
Source: RefSeq, a predicted model, not a curated record
AUGAGCGGAAGCAAGCUCUCAGUGUCAAGUGUGCGGGGCUCCAUCAAGGAACUCCUUGCCGAAGCCAACGGCGAGAAAAAGCGCAAAUUCGUGGAGACCAUCGAACUCCAAAUCGGCCUCAAGAACUACGACCCCCAGAGAGAUAAGCGUUUCUCGGGCACCGUCAAGCUCCCUAAUGUCCCCCGCCCGCGCAUGUCGAUGUGCAUUCUUGCUGAUGCCAACGAUAUCGAUCGUGCUAAGCAGAUUGAACUUGAGUAUAUGUCCGUCGAUGACUUGAAGAAGCUAAACAAGAACAAGAAGCUGGUCAAGAAGCUCGCCAAGAAGUACGAUGCUUUCCUUGCGUCUGAAGCUCUCAUCAAGCAAAUCCCUCGUUUGCUUGGUCCCGGCCUGUCCAAAGCUGGCAAGUUCCCAACACCCGUCUCGCACGGUGAAGACCUUGCUACCAAGCUCAACGAAGUUCGUUCGACCAUCAAGUUCCAGCUCAAGAAGGUCCUGUGCUUGGGUGUCGCUGUUGGCCAUGUCGACAUGACGGAUGACCAGGUCUUGACUAACGUCAUGAUGAGUAUCAACUUCCUCGUCUCCCUACUCAAGAAGAACUGGCAAAACGUAAAGUCUCUCCAUAUCAAGACUACCAUGGGGAAGCCUGUGCGACUUUUCUAA